CUACUCAACCGCCUCAAUACACGACCAGUUCGCGUCUGGGGAAAGGCGCGGGAGGAGAUGGAGGUGGAAUACGCAUUAGCAGUGAUGUGACGACCUGACGAGGGAGCGGACGAGUUUAGGAAGGAAGGAUCAUUCGAAGCAAAGAGAGAGUCGGAAGGCAUAUCAAGGCAGCCUCAAGUCAAGAAGGAGGAUAACUUAUCGAGGUGUUCUAUAAGUUACUACUGGAGAUGGGAAACCAGCCUAGCACCAACACCAGCAACUACAUCUACGAGUCAACAUCGUCAUAGCAACAUACGUAUGGAGGAGAAUAGUGGAGAGGGUUAGAACUUGGCAGUCAAUAAGAGACAGGAGGAGGAAGAGGAGGAAGGGAAGUCACCGCUCUGCAUCAGCAAAACAUCGCCCUCUGUCAAAAUGUAUCGUUCGGGUGCGGCAGAGAGGCGACCCUACGACCAAACGGAGGACAACGAUGUGUUCUACGACACUGUAGACAAUGACAACCCGGAUUGUGUGGUGGUGGGGGUGCGUCGCCCCCACUGCGACUCCCAGGGCGGUGACCCAACCCCGGUCCUGCCCCCUGAAAACGACCCAGCCCCACCCCAUGAAGAUGAUCCAGCCCUGACGUCACCCCAUGAUAAUGACCCAACUCCAGCCACGCCCCAUGGUGACCCAGCCCCGGCCCUGCUUCACAAAGAUGACCCAGCCCCGGCCCUGCUUCACAAAGAUGGCCCAGCCCCGGCCCUGACCCUGGCCCAUGAUGACCCAGCCCCGGCCCUGCCUCACAAAGAUGGCCCAGCCCCGACCCUGGCCCAUGAUGACCCAGCCCCGGCCCUGCCUCACAAAGAUGGCCCAGCCCCGACCCUGGCCCAUGAUGACCCAGCCCCGGCCCUGCCUCACACAGAUGGCCCAGCCCCGACCCUGGCCCAUGAUGACCCAGCCCCGGCCCUGCCUCACAAAGAUGGCCCAGCCCCGACCCUGGCCCAUGAUGACCCAGCCCCGGCCCUGCCUCACAAAGAUGGCCCAGCCCCGACCCUGGCCCAUGAUGACCCAGCCCCGGCCCUGACGCGCAAAGAUGGCCCAGCCCCAACCCUGGCCCAUGAUGACCCAGCCCCAAGCCUGCCUCAUAAAUAUGGCCCAUCACUAGCCCAGCUCCUGGCCCUGCCCCAUGAACCUGCCCCAGAUCCAGGCCUUUCUUAUAAAUAUGGCCCAUCACUGGCCCAUGAAGGUGCCCCAGCCCCUGGCCUGACUCAUAAAGAUGGCCCAUCACUGGCCCAGCUCCGUGAAGGUGCCCCAGCCCUGGCCCAGCAAGUGGAAGGCUACCAGAUGGAUACCAAGCCUCACAGGCUGGAGUGGAGUGACCUCACACCGAGGGCUAAGCCAGAGCUCAUCUCCAUGGAGUGGGAGUGUGAUGUGGAUGACCCUUUUGAGCAGGCCCUGGCCAAGAGAUAUCGACAAACCACUGCCAAAGCUGAAUCUCAGACAUCUACAAGCGAGGAUGACGAGGCCCAAGCUUUGUUGCAGUCCAUGAAGAAGCUGAAAACUGAUGGUGGCCAGCAUGACAGGAAGGCACAAGAAAAGCAUUACCAGGACAAGGAAAGGGAACAGGAUAAGGAGCAUUACACCAAGAUACUGCAGGAUACUCUACAUGACCAUGAAGGCAAGAGUGGCAGCAUUCAGCAUCAUACCAGUGAGGAAGAGAGCUAUGUCAGGACGAUGCAGCAUGAGAUGGAUAGGAAGGAUAAGGAAGAGAGAGAUGAGGUUACAAGAACACUGCAACAUUACCCUGAUGAAGAGAGAGAUGAGGUUAGGAGAACACUUGAGGAUUAUAAAAAAGAGAGAGAUGAGGUUAGGAGAACGCUGCAGAAUUAUGGAGACAAAGAGAAAGAGGUCACAAGAACACUGCAGAAUUAUAAAGACGAAGAGAACAAUGAGGUCAAGAGAACACUGCAACAUUAUGGAGAUGAAGAGAAAGAUGAGGUCAAGAGAACACUGCAACAUUAUGGAGAUGAAGAGAAAGAUGAGGUCAAGAGAACACUGCAACAUUAUGGAGAUGAAGAGAAAGAUGAGGUCAAGAGAACACUGCAACAUUAUGGAUACGAAGAGAAAGAUGAGGUCAAGAGAACACUGCAACAUUAUGGAGAUGAAGAGAAAGAUGAGGUCAAGAGAACACUGCAACAUUAUGGAGAUGAAGAGAAAGAUGAGGUCAAGAGAACACUGCAACAUUAUGGAGAUGAAGAGAAAGAUGAGGUCAAGAGAACACUGCAACAUUAUGGAGAUGAAGAGAGAGAAGAGGUCAAGAGAACACUGCAACAUUAUGGAGAUGAAGAGAAAGAUGAGGUCAAGAGAACACUGCAACAUUAUGGAUACGAAGAGAGAGAAGAGGUCAAAAGAACACUGCAGGAUUAUCAAGACGAAGAGAAUGAUGAGAAUGAGAGAAUAUGGCAGCAAUAUCACAGUGAAGAGAAAGAUGAGGCUGAGAGAGCACAGCAUCCUAACAAAGAGAAAAAUCCGAUUGGCAGACUCCAUCAGCAUCACAUUGACGAAGAUGAAGAUGGCACAGCACUUCACCGCAAUGCUGAGUAUAAUGCUGCUGAGAAAGGGAACGAAGAUGCCGCAAAACAACUCCUCGAUGCUGAAGAAAACGAAGGCAGAGACAACAGUACACUACAGAAUGCUACAGAUGAGGAAGAGCAGAUGGACACUGAUGAGGAUAAGAAGGAAGAGGAAAUGAGUCAGUUACGUCUUACUCUUGAGGGUCAGGACAGCAGCAUGAGCACCAGGGACCAAGAUAACCAGCAGCCUCAGGUCCAGGACAAGGCUGCCAGGAGUGCACAAGGAGGCCACCGCUCCCGGGAAUCCUCCAGUGACAACAGACGCCCCUGGAGGAACCAACACAGCAGUGGAGAGGACAGUAACUAUGGAUCACCUUCCAGACAUCAGUACUCAUGGUCACACAGGAGUAUUCCACAGCAAUCAAGAAGCCCAUGGACUCAGAGACAGGGGCAGUACUACAACUCUGGCCAUUAUUACAAGAACAGCGACAACAGCCAUUACUCCGGUGCCUUGAAUGAUGGGUUUCCCAGCAACACGGAGGAUGCCAGUGGCGCCUUGACACCUGAGGAUCUGGCCCAGGUUUUGGUAGAGUGCUCCUCCUUCCGUUCCACAUUCAGUAAUCUCUUUGAAUACAAUUUCUUUGGUCGAGAGUCAGUGCAGCAGGUGGCAGCAGCUCACACACAAGUCUUCCACCUGGACAGGAUCGGGGUGCAGCUUCAGCCACAAAUAAAAUUGUGCCAAGCCUACCCAUCACCCAAAGGUUGUAUUCAGGGCCUAACCUGCCAGGAUCUGCAUUUGUGCAACACCUACAUCUCUGGCUGGUGCCUAGAGAAACCCUGUUCUCUGGGUCACUCACUGUUUACAAACCACAACAAAGCCAUCUUUGAAAAAUUCUGCCUUGGAAACCUGCCUCCACAUCGCCUGAAAAAGCUGUUACAUCACCUCGUCAGCACUGCAGCUCCUGCCUCAAGCCGCCUGGAUGUGUGCCAGGCCUACAAUAGGGGCGGGUGUGACAGAGCUGACUGCCAGGCUCUGCACCUUUGUCUGAGUUUUGUGGUGGGUCGGGGCAGAUGUGGACGGUCAAACUGUUUGUUAAACCAUAACCCCAACACCUCAGACUGCUGCAGGCUGCUCACUGCCCAUGGAAUAUCAGUCAAUGAAACCAUCAUGGACAUCAUUGUGGCCCUGCUGAGUGCCAACCCUGCCCUGGCUACUGCCACUAUGCCCUCCACUCCUGCAAGGACACCAAACACCCAGGCUGAUGUCACUGUGCCCUCCACUGCUGCAAGGCCACCAAACAUCUGGGGCAGUGAUGGGGGUGCAGUAUUCAAGAAACCAAGUACCUUCUUUGAUAAGGUGAAACAAAAGUUUGGACUAAAUGACAAUUCAUCCACCAACAACACACGUCAAGAAAGCCAUUCACAGAGAAGCAGAGGGUCAGCAGCCCACUACCAGUCAGACGACUCUGAGGACACCACAGAGGCAGGGGCAGUGGGAGGCCAAAAGCCAACCAAGAGUAGCAAUGGCAAUGUUCCAAAGAGACAUGUGGGGAAGCACUCCUCCAGUGACAGGAGUCCCCCAGACAGAACAGGGGGCAUCCAGCGAACAGUGUGGGCCUAUCACCGGCAAGGCAAUGUUAGGCUCAGCGAGAUCUGCCGCUUCUCAUUAGAAAAGGUGUGUCGGAAGGAAGACGAGGGUUGCCCAAGGCUGCAUUCAUCACGGCCCUUCCACUGGCAGGUGUCUGAUGGCAAGGGGCAGCACUCAUGGCUAAAUAUUCCUGGGACCAUUGUUUCCUGUCUAGAGUCAGCUUUUUGUGACCCAGCCAAAAAUGGGUUGAGGCUGCCACCCUUGAGCCAAGCCCAACUCCGUCAUUUGGAAAACGUCCUGGACCAGGACUCCUGGUAUGCCAACUUUGAGGCCAUGGUGCUGACCAACUUGGAUUGCUCAAAGGUGGUGGCAGUGCGUCGCCUCUGUGUGCAGGACGGUGCACCUGCUCCAUACAGCAAGUCCCGCACAUUGAACUGGUACUUCUGCGACAUAAAUGGCAAGUGGAUAAAGUAUGGACAGGCAGACACCACUGGCCAGGCAGGCCGUGCAAGCAACCUCACCUCAGCAGAUAUUGAGAACCACUACCUGGCCAGCCCCAGCAAGCCCCUCUCCUUUAAAGUUGCACAGCAGAGGUACCACAUCAACUUUGAUGCCAUGACACAAAUCAAUGAGGCCACCAAAGUGCAUCGGGCAGUGCGGCGCCGUCCUCAACUGUACGUCGAUGCCUCAGCCCAGAAGACACCUACAGGCACUGGGGCCACCAGCUCAAUGCAUAAAAAGAAACAGUAAGAGGAGAAGGCGAGGAGACACACUGGCCACUACAUCCAGGGCCUUUACCACAAGAUGCUGGGCCAAGGCAGGCUCUGGGAUAAAGGAGGGUCAAGAGAAAGGCACAGUGUGUGCUGUUCAGUGCAUCAUGAAUAAAUGAGAGGAGAUUUUCCUUGAUACUCUGGCUAGCUUGCGGAUAUGCAUUACUGAUAUACCCCGAAUUCAGACGCACCAUCCUAGUUAGUACUCAUCACAGAAGUAAGACGUCGGGAGAAUCGAGGAAGAAUAUGGAAGUAAAAAUUAAGCUGGGGUAUAAAAGCAAAAAUUAAGCCAGUGCUAUAAUAACAUAGUACAUCAGAUUAAAUGUAAUAAUUAUAGAAAUUCUGCUAUAGACCCAAUGUCUGCUUAUUAGAGUGUAGCAUGUGGAUCUGAGGGAAUAUCACCCAGGCACAUUUUUUUGCAUUGUAUCCUCUACUAUUCUCAUAUAACCAUCUGUUUCUUAUGUCACUAUCAAAGGAUGAAUUGUUCUAUAUUUUUUUUUUCCUGUGAAUCCUUCCUGUCCAGUAACUAGUCAUAUAUUUAACCAUCGUUUUCUCACUAACUAAGGAUUAAUUGUAUUGUAAUGCUUUAUGAGAAUGACUGGUAUCAAGUAACUAGUCAUGUGUAUUUUGAAGAAUAAACAUUUACAGGCAU
Eriocheir sinensis (Chinese mitten crab) is the source of this 5559-nucleotide messenger RNA. RefSeq lists its product as uncharacterized. The record is from RefSeq and is a predicted model, not a curated record. Bases 412 to 4887 code for a protein of 1491 amino acids. The transcript has 5 exons. Gene Ontology annotation, molecular function: metal ion binding. NCBI's taxonomy places the organism in Eukaryota, Metazoa, Arthropoda, Malacostraca, Decapoda, Varunidae.